AUGACUGACCACGAGGUUCCAGCAGUGAUGGGCAUGCAGCACUCCAAGAAGCGGCAAUGGAGACCCUAUUUGCUCGUUGUUAUGAUGAGCAUUAGCCUUGGAGCCAUGUCGUUUGGAUAUUCCUCUGGUGUUAUUGGAGCAACCAUUGCGCAACCUUCUUUUAUCGAGUAUUUCGAGCUUGGGACGAGAUCAAACGCAACUAGUCUUAUCUCAGCUAUGAAUUCACUCUUCUUUGCUGGUGCGGCCAUCUUCAUCUUGACAGUUCCCUUCUUUGCAGAUAAAUGGGACGAAAAGCAGCCGUUGCAGUGUACAUAUAUGAUGAUCUCAUCGGUGACGCUGUGGAUGACAGAGAUAGCACCUCCCUCAAUCCGUGGUGUUCUCGUUGGUCUUGUCGGAGCAAGCUUGCUAUUCGGAUACUCAUCAUCGGUUUGGGUGGGCUACGGAUUCUAUUUCUUCAAAAGCCCAAAUGCCUGGAGAGUCCCGUUCGUGUUUCAGGGCUUUCCAUCACUCAUAUUGCUCGCUCUUCUCUACUGGCUGCCGGAAUCUCCCCGCUGGCUUAUGCUACAAGGCCGCGAUGACCAGGCCAGGGAGAAUCUACUAAAGCUUCACACUCCAGAAGAAGUGGAAGUUGAAUUCCUACAGAUUCGCACACAGGUUGAAAUCGACAAGACUCUCCCAAGCUCAUACUGGGUCAUGUUUACGAAUAAGAACUACAGAAAACGAACCCUUAUCGGCAUGGGAACUUUUGCCAGUAUCCAAACAUCUGGAAUUCUAGUCAUUAACAACUACGGUCCUAUGAUCUACGGCGCACUCGGCUUCGGAGUCGAGACACAGCUCAUCUAUGCAGCUGCUUGGCUCACCUUAGGUUGGGGCGGUGGCUGCCUGGCACUUUUUGUCGUUGACAGGAUUCCAAGACCGAAAUUCAUCGGCUACGGUCUCCUUGCUUGCCAAGCAUGUUUGAUAAUCGAGGCUGCAUUGGUGGCCAACUUUGCCGGCUCAGACAACAAGACAGCCCUACGAGCCUGUGUCGCGAUGCUCUUUUUGUUCGUCUUCAUCUAUGAGUUUGCGUUAGACAGUGCCCAGUUUGUUUACCUGGGUGAACUGUUUCCUACUCAUAUACGAGCAAAGGGUGUCUCGCUGGGCUGUGGAACGCUAGCACUGAUGAACGUCAUUUGGCUAUCUGUAGCACCCACUGCUUUCAACUCGAUUGGCUGGAAGUUCUAUCUAUGCUUCAUCAUUCCAGGAUGCUUUUGUGCCGCUAUGAUCUUGUACUAUUUCCCUGACACACUGGGUCUACCUCUUGAAGAGGUCAAUGCUAUUUUUGAGGACGAGUAUAGAGAGAGCAUUGCUGGCAUCGAGGAGGGAAAUGUGAAGGGGUCAUUCUCAGACAAGAGCCCUAAGGAAGUGGGUAGCAAUGAGUAA
Molecule: messenger RNA, 1422 nt
Organism: Fusarium subglutinans
Lineage: Eukaryota; Fungi; Ascomycota; Sordariomycetes; Hypocreales; Nectriaceae
Product: sugar transport STP1
Exons: 10
Coding region: 1-1422 (473 amino acids)
Biological process (GO): carbohydrate transport; transmembrane transport
Cellular component (GO): membrane
Molecular function (GO): carbohydrate:proton symporter activity
Source: RefSeq, a predicted model, not a curated record